Molecule: messenger RNA, 41704 nt
Organism: Xyrichtys novacula (pearly razorfish)
Lineage: Eukaryota; Metazoa; Chordata; Actinopteri; Labriformes; Labridae
Source: the annotation of a GenBank genome assembly
GUGAGCGUGCGCGUGCCGCUACCAAACAGUCACACUCACACACGAGCCGAGGGACGGGUUUGUCCGGUCAUACACACAACACACACACACACACACACACAGAGACUUGUCAUUCUAUCGCAGUGGGAUCGAGACUGAGAGGAAAUAUUUGGAAAUUAACCGAAGAAGAAGAAGAGGGGGCAGAAGUAGAGGGGGAAAAGGACAACGAAGAAGAAGAAGAAGAAAAAAGGAGGUCGCAGCCAUUGGCGCUUGCCAAGUGAAACUUUGAAAGAUGGAAAAUUCGUCCAGCAACAACCGGUUUCGCUCCACAAUGUUCAACCACGGUGAGAUAUAUGUGACACUCAGUGUAAGCUGCUGUUUUCUCUUUCAGCUGAUGCAUUCGCCGUAAAUUUCAUGUAGACAGAUUUUUCCCUUUGAAUCGUGUUUUUUAUUCAUCACUCGAAGCCGAUAAAACACACAAACGCCUCACUCUCCGUGUGUCGCUUUUGUUCGCACACAUUUGGGUCGAAGGCAGGAGUGCAUUUUUUCGGAAACUGGUGCAGAUAAAUUACACUUUCAUUGAACAGCGGGUACACUUCGUUCCUCUGGACGAAAAUCCCUGAAAAUCCUGCAUCCUGAGCUCCACACGGGACACGGCGGCAGCAGCAGCACACUGUAAUUCUACAGUUAUGCAAGAGUGGUACCAGGACUCACCACACUAAACUAUUUCUGUACCACCAAAAGAUAGAGCUGUUUUUCACUGAUGCUCUGAGGGGCUGCAGCCGGAUCCUAUUCACACAAUGUUGUAUAUUUACUCUGAAACCAGCAGCUCUGGAUCACUUUGUUUUGUCGUGGAGCUUGAGUCAUCAUUGACAAUGAGACAUUUUCAGUGAUAUUUAUGACUGUGGAGACCAAAUCCACCACCAUACCAAACCUACUUGAAAUCACAAGUAUGAAUCGAGUAUAAACCAACAAACUUGGUCUUUCAUUUGUAGUUUUCAUCUUCUGUUGAUUGUCCUGAAUAUUGUUCGCAUGACUAAAUACAUGCCUGCACAUUCCAUGAGACCUUAUAUACAGCCUAUAGUUUAAAGAAACAUGAAUGAUGCUGGGCAUUUCUGAUUCAAAACUAUCAUUAUGUGCUUAGUUUAUCUUAACAAGUAGCCUAUCUUCAAACAUCUUUCAUAUCUUUGUGUAACUUUGUUGUUCGUGUUUUAUCUGAUUUUUGUUCCCAUCUUCCAGGUUAUUGAACUUAGUUUACAUUAGGGGUUGGAAAAGUAAUAUGGCAAGGCAUGAUCCACUGAGGUAUGACACAAAACUGUGUGAUAUAUGACAUAACACAUUACGAUAACUGAUAGGUGGCCCAGGAUAAUAUCAUUAUGGGGAUAACUGAUACAUUGCAAGACAAUAAUGUAGUGAUACACCUUAAGUGGUGGUUAAAUGGUCAACAUAAGUGCUUCCAAAAGAUGCAGUCAGGAUUUAUAUCGUAGGUGCCACCAUGAGGAGUCCUGAAGUAGAGACACAUUGAGUCAAAUCAGUUGGGAAAUCUGAGUAGAACGUCAUGUUAUUGUAUAGAUCCAAAAAUUGAUAUCUUGGUGCCAAUUACAAGUUGUAUCCAGGCCACAGUACUUGUCUUGUCUUGUCUCACCCUGAUGUACAAUGAAUGAACUUCAAGCCAUAGCAACAUAUUACACACAGAAGCUAAUAUCUGCAGUAAUUCAAUAUUAGCUGAUAUAUUGGCCUGGCUCCACGUAAAACCUUCGUGUUGGUCUGUCUGGUGGCGUCAAAGAUGAUGUUUCAUGUUUCCGUUUGUACCAAAUGUCUAUCUCCUUUUUCUUAUCAUGUCUGAAAACACCGUUAGUCUGCGUGCCUAUCUUAUGAGCUCCAGAGAAGAAAAGCAGCAUUUUACUUUCAGUCACAGCAGUCUCAUGAUACACUGGGGGCUGAAGUCACGCUGAAACAUCUGGCUUGCCCUUUGGUGUGUAUGUAUAGGGGUGGUUGUGUUGGAGACAGAGAUAGGAGAGAAAGUAGGAGAGAGCCAACAGGGGUAGUGCUGAAUCAUGUAUUUCUUAAGUGUUUUUGUGUAAAUCAGAUUUGAUCACUGUAUUUGAUUGUAAACAUAACCAAUGGAUAAAAAAGCACUCCAGUGUUAAUCAAUCAGUAGCAGACGGUCCAAAUGCUCUCUUCUACUCACUCACCAGUGCUAUUUGUAGAUAUAUGACUGAAUUACAAGACUACAUCUAAAUACAACUUUAUAUAUACUGCACUGGUUUAACCAGAAACCAUGAAAGUGCCCCUUUGAAGACAAAAAGAAACAGAUCUAUUCAGAGUAGUGCGUGUUUUCUGAGUUAAUUUUUUAUAUUGGCAGCCAUGUUUUGUUAUGAAAGUGAGAAUUUUAAUCGUGGGAUUCAUCUUUAACAUUUCUGCUUAGGUGUUACACAUCGCUGAUCUGAUCAAAUAAUAGUUUUGCAUAUCUGGCAUCUAUGAUCAUUACUACUCACUUUUUCAGCUUUCUUUAAAAUCAUACCCUUUUGUCAUUUAUCAGUCAGGAAGAUGUAAAAAUAUUAUUAAGUGUCAUUCUAAUUUUUUCAUUAAACUCACCUUUUGUGCUGAAUUGACCUGCAAGCUGUAGGUGGAACUUCAAUCCACACCCUGUUUCUUAAAAGCCAAAACUGAUUAAACAAGUCAAUCAACAUAUUUCCUUUUCUUUUUUUCUUCAAAUGAGCAACAGUCUCACGUAUACACAAAGAGUAAAAGGCUCUCGGUAGGAAAAGUGAGUGUGGUGUGGAUGGGUGGCACAGUCAGCAGUUGCUAAAAUUCCUCAGGGAAAGCCUUGUGGAGGGAAGCUAACAUCCUCACUGCCUCCCCUGGCUGUGCUGACAGCACUGCUGGUGCGAGACCUCAACAUGUAGGUCAGGGGAUGAACCACAAGAAAAAUUAACAAGUCAAGCGAGUGGCUAUUAUAGUUCAGCAGAGGAAUUCAACAUUGAUCACAUGAUCUCUGUAAUGAGAUGUUUUAGCUCUAAAUUUGCAGACAUUUCUUUGGCUGUGGUCAGGGAUGUUUUAUUUAUCUGUUCAUUUGUUUGCUUUGUAAACAGUGCACAGGAGUCAUAUUUACAUGUCAUCCUGCUGUGGUCAUUUCAAUCAAAGUGCAUCUGGAGUUAUGCCUGCUGGUGCCAUUGCUGUUUAAAGCAGCUCAUACAUUAUAUAUUGUCCAUAUGCAGGAAGGACUAAAGCACUGCCUGCUUGCUGUUACUUUGCUGCUGCUCCUGAAGUGGAUGUUUAAGAUGGCAGAGGCUUUAAUGACGUUUCAGUCCUCUAUCCUGCCUCCCAGUCUAGUUUGCUGUAUGAGCUCAGAGUCAGCAGUGGUCCUGAGUUUAAAGCAGUGAGUGAAUCAAUAUUUGUAGCUCUGCCAGUUAGUGUCACGGGACAGGUUGCUUGAAGUAAAAAAAAAUGCUUAAGAACUGUAAGAAUCAGUGAACGGCAUGCACUGGGACUAGACUGAUCCAGUGCUGACUCUUGGCUAAUGAUGUGACAGACCAGAGGGUGUUUAUUCUGCAUGGAAACACCAAGAGUGUCAUCCAAAAAUAACAAUUUGUGUCCGAAAGUUUUGCACACCUUACUCUUUGUCUCAAUACAUUCAAAAUUCUGGAAAUGGACUGAUAAAGUAACAAUAGCAUAAACCUGCUCAGCUUUUCAAUAAGAAACUUUGAAGCAGUCAUACUUUGUCAGUUUCUUCAAACUUUGGUUGUGCUGUACAAACUGUUAGUGAUAAUUCACCAUUUUAUUGAGACUUUUUGGAAUCAGCAGCUUUGCAAAAUCAAAAUAAUGGCAGUGUUGUAAGAAACCCAAAUGGAAACCUUGUCUUGAGCUUAAUACAAACCUCUCCUUACCUUAGGGGUCUCAUAACUGGUCCAAAAUAUUCAAAUAAUCACAACUAGUCUGAAAAACACAUGCUGAAGCUAAAAUUUUCAUAUACAUGUGUAACCACUAAAGCCCAAGGCAGAAUAUGUAUGUAACUGGUCUGUGAUGUAGAACCUGUUUCAUUUGACUUGUCUACACAAGCAGUCGGGUCUCAUUCUACUAAGAAAUAAAUGACAUCAGGUAGAUCCUGAAACCGGACAAUCCAGGUGUCCAAGAUAUGACAGAUGUUAUAGAGACCAUUGUACCCAAAACACGCCUCAUCAGAAUAUAGAAAUAAUUUGGGUAGUUGAUGUUCAUCUUAGUUCUCUGUGCUUUCUGAUCGCUAUAUUUUAUCAUGUUGACAAUCUUGUCUUUGUUUUUCUCUUAUGUGUCUCCAACCUACAUCUGAUGUGGAUAACUCCUACCUCUGAUCAAUCCUUGUCCUCUGAACAGAUGAUGAGGUAAGAUGCCAGAGUUUUCCUCCGUCUUGCUGCUGAAGAUGAUCUUUGUCUCUGGUGGAGAUUUUGCUUUAAUCAUUCACCAGAAAGGCAGAUGCUGCUCUGUUUUAAUCCUGAGAGCCUCUGAUAAUCAAGUGAUAUUUUUCAUGUGUGUCAUGUUCAUGUAAAAAGAGUUUAUACAUUGCUUUAAAACAAGUGGAAAAAGCCUAACAUACAUUGAAAUUUUUGUGAAAACUCUAGAAACCAGUGUCUGCUGUUUGGUCAUUAUAGGAAUUAUUUGAUUCUGAAUUUAUAUUAAUGUUGAAAAAUUGUCCUAAUAUGACUGCAUGUGAGAUGAAUCUCUCUUUAUACGAGUGGUGUUAAGCUUAUGUGGCUUCUUUGUGCUCAUGUGCUUUGGGGUUUUACUUGGCACUAAAGAAGAAUAGCUGAGUGAGAUAAAGGUGUGUUCUCAAUGCCCAGAUUUUCUUGUUCCUUGUCUCACCACAAAGUGACAACUGAGAAUCUUUUGUGUGCGUCUGCUUUUGUUUGUGAACCUGCCACUUUUGUCUGAGUUUCACUCUUCAGUGGUUUAUGGUUGUCGGUCUUUCGGCAAAGUCAGCAGCUCGCCUGAGGCGUAUCUUAGCGUCAGACUGAUGGUGCUCAUCUGUUCAGGCCUUUCCAGUAGCCAGCGGUCUGUCACCUCAGUGUCAAAAUGGACCCCCUCCCUCUUCUCAACUCCUCUUCCUCAUGUCACUGUGUACGUCCCGAGCCCUGCAGCUGUGUUUGGUUGAGCUGAGUUUGGAAUAAAAGGGGGGAGGGAGGCGUGUUUGUUUUCAGGCCCAAACAGUUUGCAGACAAGUGGAGAGGAGUGGAUCCAUAUGGGUGUGACAAACUCCGGUUCCUUCCUCAGCAGCAUUCCAAGCCUGUGUGACAAACCUGCAGUGUAUGCGGGCAGAGGCAGCACCUUUUGAGGAGACCAUCAACAUCUGUCGACAGCCCAGAGGCUGCAACUGCUGCAGGCUGGACUGACGACAUUCGCUGGUUACUCUCGUGGUGGUUUGGCACUUCUCUCGCCGGCGGGUAUAUGAUUAAAUAAGCAGAUGUCCAAGUGUGCAUAAAUUUAGUUCCUUCCUUCCAAACCACACCCAUUGUGAGAUCUACAUAAACACAAUUUAUCUUCCCUCUGAACACCACCAUUGAGUCCAGGUUAACAUGUCUGGAGUGCCUGUAAAUCACACAGGGCUCUGGGGUGUGACGACGGAACAGGGUGGCUGUGGCUUCUUUUUGUGAGCCCAAAAAUGCCACAUACCUUCUUCCUCUCUCUUACGCACACAUGAACAGAAAGAAAGACGUCACUGUUCAUGGGCAGUGCCAGCUACGGACAGGGAAGAAGAGGAGAAGAUGUUUUUCUCUCUCUUGACAUUUGUGUCUCCGUGCACCCACACACACUUGCAUAUACGUUCACUAUGGUGCAUUCCUCUGUGGCUUUUACUCAACUAGCCAUUAGCUUCCUGUGCCUUCAAUUGCUUCUUGCCACUGCAGCCAAAGUGCAAGCAGUCUAUACUUGGACUUUAUUAGCCCAUUAGCUUGCUAGCCUCUGCAGUGGAUGCCAGUUUUCCUCUCUUCUCCGUGUGUCAUGUAGUUGCGUCUGUUUUCCUCAUUUGCUGUCAGUGCCAAUGUGUGUGCUCUCACUGCAUUCAUUUGCAAACUGGAAUGGCAAAAUCUAAAGGUGGCACCACACCCAACCAUUCAAUGAUUGACAGUUCAUUGUUAAAGAAACAUACAGAACAUAUUUUAUGAACAAAACAACGCUAGUAAUUAAGCUAGGGAAUGACAAAUCAUGGGUGUGACAUUUAACGUUUGAUGCUGUUGUGCUUACUCAUAAGCUCUCUGACUUCUUACUCAAGAUCUAGUCUUAUUUUAUAAUGUAGACAUUGAGUACUAAUUGUUAACAUAUAUUAAUAUGUUGCGCUGUGAGUGUGUCAUCCAUCAGAUCAUCCCUUUGAAUUCACACCAAGAACAGUAGUGCCACUCUCCUCUGUGAGCUCACUCAUCGGAGAAACCCGACCCAUCAUUGUGAAUAACUCUAUCCUGAGUUAAGUGUGUUAGCUCCAGCCACAUAAAGUGAGAUUUCCUGUGUGAUGAUGAUGAUGAUGGCACAGUGAAGAUACAGAGGCUGUAGCGUCAUUGGGUAUUUUGGCUUGUGGGUUAGGCUGUGACAGGCCGCCCUGUGGGCUUUCUCAGUUUGAUGUGAGGGCAAACAAUCGCACUAGGGACCAGGCACGCAACACUUGACUGAGUAGGAGGCUGUUGUAAGACAACAAUAAAGAGAUGGUGAUAGAUGAGUGCUUUAAGAGGGAUUUGUUUUGAAUAUGGCAUGCUGUCAUGAGUUCACUAUUCUUUUAAAAAGGGGCCAGUUAAUCCACAGGAAGAGAAGCCUCAUUCGAGCACCUUUAACAUAUAAUGACCAUUUAUAAAAGCUUGAAAGAUAUAAUCAUAUGAAGUAUUUCUAACAAAAUGACAUAGUGUGUUUAUUUGUAUGUUUGUUUUGGUUGUUUUGUCUCUUUUCCUUAAGGGUCAGAUAGCUGCAGUUAGUGGUUUGUAUUUUUGUUGACCUCUGUCUUUAAAUGAUGAGAAACAGUUUAUUAAAGAAAAGCAAAAGUGUAAAUAAUGUGUGUAAUAUUUCUUUGAAUGCUGGUUUGUUGUCGUGGCUCAUCUGAACACUUACCCCUACAUAAAAACACCAACACCAACUACAGUCUUACAAAUAUCAACACCAGGUUAUGCAAUGGGUAAGACUAAAAUACUUUGAGCAAAUACUGUUAAAAACACAUGUGCAUUCCUCUACAAAUCUCUUUGGAAUAUCUGAUCCUAGACUGCUGCUGAAUGCCACAUUUUUACAGAAAAAAACCUUUGAAAUGCUUGGCUGAAUUGCCCUAUUUGGUCCUCUUCUGACAUUCUUACUUCCUAUGCUCACCGCUUCCUUCCUGUCCCCGCUGGGCCUGCUCACCAGACCCUCAAACUAAUCGGCUCGUGUCUUCAUCCCUGCAGAUGUCCCACGUCAGCCCAAGCUAGCCUCCCAUUAUCCAGCCUCAGCACUCUGCACAAGAUUUGGUCAGAGGGCGACCUUAGACAUUCCUCUAAAGCCUCAUAGAAGUGGCCCCUGCCAAGCCCCCAAACCCGCUAUAAAUAAUCUCAGCCCAGUUCCCAUGGCCCCCACCGAGGUCUCGGCACUCCGAUAGAAAUGCAUGAAAUGCAACAGUGACACCAAAGAGAGCACAAGUCUAUUCAUCUUCCUCUGUUGAUGAGCUCUCUCCAAGAAGGUGAGGCAGGUGUCAAGGUUAUCAAAGAUACUCAACCUCUGAGAUUGGCUGAAGCGAAGGACUUCAUCAGAUGUUCUCUGUUUGGGACACUUGCAGUAUGAUCUGUGGUAUAGGUCAAAGUUGUGAUGUGAAUGUGUAUCUGACUAUAGGAUUUGUUUUCAGAUCCUAAUUCCCCCGUUCUCAACCGAGACAUUGGACAAAGACAUUUUUCUCAAACACCUUUAAUCAGUCACCUAGUGCUGGUUGGCCCAGAUGAGGCACACACCCCAAGUCCUGAGGCUACGGUACUCCUUUUAAAGUCGCUGGUUCAAUUCAUGACUGUCUGGGAAACAAAACGUGUUUUCUGCCUCUCUUUAUCUGUCCCAUCUAAUAACGGCAAAAAUGUUCCCAAAAUAACCAAAAAACUAACAAACCCCGAAACAUCAUAAAUCAAAGCUAAAAGGAGAGGUUGUGAUGCCGUGAUUGACUACAGACAAAUACAGCAGCUCUCUUUACUUGAUUGGCAGAGUAGGAGAGGAACACUGAGAAAAGUUUGACUUUGACUCAGUAAUGUCAUUUGAUAACAGUGUUCCUGCACGCUCUUUGAGUAUGACAUAAGACUUGCGGUUCCUCCUACAAUCUAGCCAUAUUUGUGAUUCCAUUUCAGGAACAGCUCAAAACUCUUUAGGUUGAAACACAAAAUCUAACCUUUUGUGGAAUAAGAUCAGGCAAACAAAGUGGUUUAUCUACAUUGUCAGAGAAUGACUCGUGUUAAAAACUACUCCAGAGUAGGGCUUUAAGUUUACAUCACAAGUGUGGGUGUUUUUAUUUUUUGGCAUACUCAGAUUCCAUGCCCUCAUUGCACAAUUACAGUAUUUGCAGCAUCUAUUCCCAACCUCCAACCCCUGUGGGACGACUCUCAAAUUCCUCCAGGUUUUCACUCUGUGGUUUGGAGUGCAGUCAUGUCUCAACCGACUGAGAUCAGCAUAUUAAAUGAAUAUUCAGGGAUGUGCUCAGCCUGGGUACGCUCAUGUGUGUCUGUUUUAUGCAGUCGUUCAGCCAUACUUUGGUAUUUGAGGACUGGAGAGCAUAUUAGCACAUGUGUAAUCUUUGGAUAUGUUUGAUGGUUGUUGUUAUUCCUGUAUCUUACAUGUAUGUUUCAAAUGAAGCGAAUAUACAGUUAACAUGCUUUGUACUGUUGAAGGGUGUGGUGUUUCAGGAAAUAUAAUAAGUAUAGUGUAGAGCUGGGCGAUAAAAUGAUAAUGAUAUACAGUACAUCGAAAAUUAAUUUCCCUCAAUAUCAAUAUGAAACAUGGUCAAUACGCUUUUCGAUAGUCGGCAUUCUGCCAUGUGUUGGUAGACUAUACGAGUAGCCAAUGAAAAGAGGGGUUGCUCUGAGUCCACUUUGUGCUGAACCAAUCAUGUGCUGAAUUAGAACCAAGCAGCAAACAACUGCGUAGUAGCAGCUACAUGCGACCACAACACUUUUACACAUGAAGCCGACAGCACUGUCAGAAAUCAGCAGAAAUGCAGGUGAAGGCUUAACAGAUGACAACAACACUGACACAAAAGCGUCGGUGGUUUGGAGGGAUUUGAGUUUUUUGAGGUCGGACAUGAAGCAGAGUAAUGUACACUGCAAAUUAUGUUGAGUACAUGUUCCUGCAAAGUCUGGGAAUACCUCAAAUCUGUUUCACCUUCUGAAGCAGUGCGCAACGCAAAAGGUUAUAAACCUCGUGUGGAGCAAGGAGCCCAUGGCGCCUGUGCAGCCGAAACUGCUGACCAUUCAGUCCACUUUCUCUAGCACAACGCCUCACGACAAAAUGUCAAAGAGACACAAAGACAGAUGCAGUAUCUUAUUGUAUUGCAAAAGACAUGCUACCACCAAGCCCUGUUAAAUUUAAUUCUUUUAGUAUGACAUAUAUUAAUAUCGACUGAUAUGAAAAGAAUAUAUCUUUUUCCCAUAUUGCCCAGCUCAAGUACAGUCAGUGUAUUUUGUUUUUUCCCUGCUGCACUUGACAGUAUUAUACUUGUGAUGCACUGACAGUUUAUCAACCAGACUGUUGGUAGUUAGGAGGGACAGUUAACCUGGGCCAAAAGCCAGUGCCUCUAACAAAGUCAGAGUUUGCAAGCAGUGUGGAGACACAGCUGCACAUCAGAUAGAAUUAUAAAAUUAUAACAGUUAUUAAAAUGUUUAUGUCGCAACUACACAUAAGUGACCGUAAAGCAGAGCAUCUGACAUAACUAUUAUAAUGUUCACUGCAUAUUGAGCCCCCAAGACUGUCAUUUAAUUGUUUUUCAAAUGCUAGCGAAUGCAGUUUUGCAGCAUACCAUCCAACACGUGAUAAUCCACGAGCAGUAAAUGAUCCCUGACAUUCCCUUAAGCCUGUAAGUUAUUUAUAGAGCUCAACAUUUAAAUAUUAGAUGAAUUUGACAUCUUUGGUGUUAGCCAUAGGUGUUGAGCUCUUUGUGUGAGUGUGUGUGUGUGUUGGGGUAUUCCAUCACGUGUGUGUCUGAGUAUGUCAGAGAUGACAGUUCUGCGUGUCCAAACUCAGCAUGGUCCUCAGCUGCAGCACCCUGAAAGAAAACAUUUCCAGAUGCUUCCAUCAUGCUGCAGGACAGCAGGAGGAAAUGCCAAGCAAGCCAAAAGGAAGAGCAGCAGAGAUGGAGGAGAUCUUCUAGAGGACAGGGGAUGUAGUAAAUGAUGGUUCAAGUCCCUGGAGGACAGAAAACCUCUUUCUUGAUUCAGCUUGGUAUGCCUUAUCUCCAGGAUCUGGCCCAAAACAAUUGUGUGGAAAUGUGAAAGACUGUUGAAAGAAGCAGCUCCGUAAAUCCACUGGCAUCCCAUAAAAAAAUAGAAAAAUACUUAAAAUGAAACCAGUUUGAUUGCUUAUCCUAUCGUUUGUUAUCCACACUGUCAACCUGCAGGCGCAGACAGACGAAAAAGAUACACACAUGGAGGUAUCAGAUUUAAACACUUUGGUGUAGGUAAAGUGAGGAAUGUGUUAGCGUGCUGUGACUUGAUGAUAGAUGGAGAUGAGAGAAGGCUGGGAGUUUAAGACAAAACCACAACAUUUAGAGACCGUUACUAUAAUUUAGGAAGUGAUUUAGUAAGGGAGAGAAAAAGGAAACCAGCAUGUGUGAAUCAAUCAGUCAGUUACUUUGGCUUUGGGCGGCCCUUUGAAUCUCCCGUUCCCUUUACAAUCCUGGACCUCAGUGCCAACAUAAGCAGGAGACCCCAACUAUCUGCAGCAGACAGAUAGGCACUGCACAAACACAGACUCACACACAGAGUAGCUGGUUGCCCAGUGUGAGUAAACAGUGUCAGAGAUGUAAUGGGGGGCAGGCAGAGGCCAGGUGCACUUUUAUUGACCAUCGGCACAGUGUGUGACUCUUCCCUCCUCAAUGUAUCACAUUUGACUCUGUGUAUGUGUUUGUGUGCGUGGAUACAUGUGUUUGACCUUAUCCACAUCAGUCAGCUGCCGGCCCUUUGAAAACAGACACUGGAAUAAUCACAGCACUGGCAUGCCACUGUUCAGUAAAUAUUUAUUACUCUUUUAUAGAAAUAGUUUCUUGAGUUCUAUAAAUCUAAAACUAACUUCUCUCUGAUCUGCAGAUUUGUGUUUUUGGAAGAAAGGAGCAUUGAGUAAAUCAAAGAUGCAUGAAUGUCUAAAUAAUACCAGCAAGGCAAUCAGGUGUGAUCUGAUCCCUUCAUAUGAGUGUUAUGGUUUUCUUUUUACCGUAUGUCUUUUGGCUCAAAUAUUGGCUUUUUUGUAAGAGUGUGCUCGACAAACACCAUAUUGCCAGUAUUGAUAAGGAUCACCUCAGGACAUGCUUGGGCACAUGCCUUCAUAUUUACUGGUAUCAUGAUGGUCUGGGACAUAGCAGCUGUGACCUUUAAAAGGGAUACUCUGGUGUAAAAUAAUCAUUACUUAAUCAUUUCCAUGAAGUAAUAAUCAUCAUAUAAAUCAUUUGGCACUGCAGACGCGGUAGUUCUUCUUCCUUCGCAUCUCGGUCUGAUUGCAUUUCCAUGAAGAAAUGAUCAUAAAUGUUCUUCCUUGAGCUGCGUCACCCCCCUGCGGUAAUGGACUCGCCUGAGGUCUCCAUACAAACAAGCGGCUGCUGGAAGAGAGUAGGUGAGUUGUGUUUAGUCUCUUUGCUAAAGAAAUUAGGCAAAGCUUAAAAGAUGUUUGGUGGCUAGUGCUAUGGCUUGAACCCCAUAUGUACUGUUAAUGAAGUUAGGUGCUGUUCUGAGCAUUAUUUGUGGCUAUAGAGUGGCUUUUUGGUUGAGGUUUGUGUGUGGCUCCUGAGACCGCUGUGUUUUGCUAUCGUGGGGUCGUUACUAAAGUUUGUAUAACUAGAGAAGCAAGCAGUUGGCAACAUUCAUCUCUCGAGGGGGUGUCUAACUCGGUGUUAUGGUGUGUUUGACCCUAACUUCAUUUUACGCUGGAAUAUCCCUUUAAUGUCUGAAUGAUACCAGCAAGGCAAUCAGGUGUGAUCUGAUCCCUUCACACAAGUAUUAUGGUUUUCUUUAUACUGUAUGUCUUGUGGCUAAAAAAGGGCUUUUUUGUAAGAGUGUGCUCGACGACCACCAUAAUCCCAGUAUCGAUAAGGCUUAUCACAGGCCAUGCUUAGGCACUUGUCUUCAUAUUUACUGGUAUCAUGAUGCUCUGGAACAUAGCAGCUGUGACUUUAAUGAUUUGUUUAAGUCUUCUGUAGAGGGAAAGGUACUGUGAUACGUAAGUGUUUGGGAUUCAGGAAUACUGAACAGUAGUGCUGCCAGUGUGGGGUUUGGGGUUAGAAGUGUGUCUUUGUGAGAUUUGGGAUCAUACACCACAACAUGUGUGUCUCAUUGAAGGAUCAAAGAGGAGACAUGUGGCUCCUGCCCCCCUCGAUCCCUGUAGAGCCUGCUCCCCCUUCCUCCCAUCACCUCUCUUUCAUGUGCUCCUUUCUAUUUAAACUCCUUUUUUUUUUCUCCUUUUUGUCUUCCGGUGUACAGAGGAGCUCCCUGUUAGUCUUAAAUAGUCCGUCUCACUUACAGGAUUCACUCCCUCUGGUUUUCAGGCUUUCUCUCUUUAACCUCCACAUAAACACACUCGCAUACCUGUGGCAUGUCGACCUCACUAUUAUCCAAGAGCUCAGACCACACCGGCAUCCGUGUCGCUCCACGUGUCUCUUUCCUCACAGCCAAGGAGACCGUCUCUGAAACUAAAACAGAAAUAAGAACUAGGGUUGUAUUUUUGAAAGCACAUUUUAAUGCAAAGAUGUCGCUUCAGAUCUUGAUAUUUUGUAUUAGUUUGACUCUUUUAUGUCAUUACAGCUGCAUUUUUGUGUAUCCAUUUGCUGUAUAGACCCUUUAAUCAGAGACCUAUAAACACUCUUAAUGACUGUUUAUUAGAGAACCGUCUACUGGAAAUAUCACCUUGUUAAAGCUUAAAUUCAAUAUAAGACAGCUAACAAGACUGAUCUCAGUGUUUCUAGUUUAAUCUCAAUAUAAAGUAAAAAGCCAAAUAUGUCUUAUAAUCCUCAAACCUGAUCUUCUAUUUAUAUUUUGUAAUUGAGGGGUACCCCCGUAUAGCUUUACAUUUAUUUUUGUGGCAUUUAAACCAAAAUUGCUAAAAUAUAGAGUAAAACUCCAACUGCCCAGAAACCACAACUCAUUUACUAUUGCACUCUGUGAGGUGGGUUUAAUUUCAGGUGUCCGUGUUAUUUUGUGUGUGUUUUUGUGCAUGUGUGUAUGCACAAAUGACCUUCAAAGGUUAAGAGGACACGGAAACACCACGCAGAGGCCCAUUACUGACUGCUUUAUGGAGCGGGCCUCAGUAUUGAAGCACCACAAACAGCUAAUGACUUCCUUAUUCUAGUGUCUUUUUUUAGACUCUCACCCAUUGAAAGAAAAUAAGAAAAAGCAUCCGGUAGUUGUGGCGGUGUAACAGGUUGUCAUGGGCAACUGUUUUAUGGGAUGAUACUCACCAGCAGUGCCGUUUUUCUUUUUUGUUGCUUUUCAUUGAAAGUUUCUGACAAAGACACUCGGGGAGAGCCUCAGCUUUCACGGCUUUCUAUGAAAUGUCUAAACAAAAAAAUGGUGUCACUAAAACCCUGAAGGAUAUUUUAUUGAAUUCCUGUGGUAAAUAUAGAAACCUGAAGGACACUGACAGCCAGGGCAAAGAGAAAACACAAUUUGUCUUUAGAUAACUUUGACAGAAGAAUAUCUGUUUUGCCUGAGGUGACUGCAGUAAUUUGGACUAAAUUAUACAAGUCAAUGUCCUAUAAAAUAUAGAGCUGUCCAAUGUCAAAGUAAGGAGUCAUCUUGGAAAUGAGCUGUCUGUUCAGCCUUGAACAUGCUCUCGAAUUAGCUCACAUACUGUAAACUUGACCAACAUUUGACUUCCAAGUCAACACUAGAGGUGCACCGAUCCAUUUUUUUCUGAUCCAAUCCGAUACCGAUACCUGGGCUGAGUGUAUCAGCCGAUAUCUGAUACCUACUGUUGAAUGAACUGUAUACCUUGCCCUGUGAGUGAAGGCAUCAGGCUUGACAUUAGCCUUGUUUAAAAAAAAAGGUAGCAAAUUAACACAGAUAUAAAUUUACUUAAUGAUAUUUAUUAACAAAUAACAAAUUGCACAUUAGCAGACAGCAAAAAGAAGUAAGACUUCCAUGUAUGAAAAGAAACAUUAAUUAAAAGGAAAAAAAAAGACUUGAUCGAAACACUGGAUCAGUGUCAUUUAUUAGAUAUCUGAUCCAGUUAAUUUGUCAAUAUUGGAGCUGAUAUCCGAUCAAAAUAUCAGAUCCAUGCAUCCCUAGUCAACACCUCCCUAAUCACUGAGUCUUUGUGUGACCCCGAUUAGCCUUUAACUUUUAGAUUCUUAGAGAAAAGUUGCAUUGACCUCUGUCUCAGUCUGACAUGUUCUUGUCUGCAGGGAUAACAUUAACACUGACAUUUGAUCACUUAAAUAAGCUUGAAUAGGCAGUACAGUACAGUUGACCUUGAAUGGUCUCCUUCAUAGAGAAAGAUGCCAGGGAAGAAAUGGAAACCAAAUCGGCUUCUUGCGAACAAAAUACUUAGGAAAACUGGGAUGUGAGUAUACUUUGGCGUUUGAACGGCUUUUAAAAAUAACGUUGGUAUUUAAUCACUGGAGGUCCUUUAAAUUUGUGGGGUUUAGGGCAGACUUUUUAAGGAUUUAUGAACUAAAAGUGCUUGGAAAAAUAUUAUGCUAGUGUGUUUAUCCCAACAUGCUUCUUUUUACAGUGUAGUUCAUCACUUGAAAGAGUUUAUUGCCCUUUUGGGCCCCUGUAGUCUCCCACCACAGCUCAGGCCCCAGGAGAGUAAAUAAACGCCCUUGGUGUCCUUGCCAUUGGACUCCACCUGUUGACAACGGCCACAGAAGACAGCCAGUCACCUUCCAGAGCCGCCUGUUUGUGUUAUUUAUGUUUUUGGGGAAUGUAACACAUUUUAAGAGCACCCUGAGGGUGGAGGAAUGUGUUAAACGUUUUGAUGAUGUGAUGGAUCAAAUUACAAAACACGCAGUGAGCACAUGUUGAAGAAAUUGGAGAAUGUGUACUUAUAAACAGGAGAGGAGGCAUAGAGGUUCUCACAAACCAUGUGCUGACACAAGAAACCCUUGGUGUAGUUUUAUUUCCUUCACAUUUUUGUUGAACAAGUGGGAGAAACUUGACAGCAAACUCUUACAAUGCAGAUAUCUAAAAUGGCACUUUGUGGUCUUACCCACUUAGCCCUUUUGGUUGUGACAUUGUUUUCUCAGGGAACUUGCAGAGCAAGCGGGCCGGGAUAGAGACAUCUUGGUAUUGCAUAUCUCAAGACAAUGUGUGCCGGCCCCCUGGGGCUGUCAGGAAACCUAACCCCACAAAAACAUAUCAAUUCCUGUGUGACACUUGAGCAGUAAAUUUAUGCCUCCAUAAAACACACAGUCAAAGUUAAAAGUGUUUUGGAAGUUUGGUGAGUCUUAAGAGCAUCUGUCAGAAGUUUUUAAAUCUCUCUGGAUGAAGAAAAGUUUUUGAACGGUUUACAACUAGCUCUUGUUAGUGUUGGAUCUGAAAAAUACCAAUAAUCUCUAAAUAUCUUAAUAUGAAGAGUAAAGUUUUCCUACUCUGAACGGGCAGUCUGAGCCGAGUCUUUCUCGGAGUGCUGCCCAGUUUCCCUGGAAGUCAUGCCAAUGGGGUGCCCCCUUUCUCUGCAGUUUAAGAAUAAAACGAAAAUACUGAAGGCUUGUGCAGCCAGUCUGGUUAAAGAGACACAGGUUUAAAUGUAUGAAGUUGCUCUUAAUGUGUUUGACUGGUCUUGAGGAGCAGUUUAGCUGCGUCAGUCUGUUCUUGUGAGAAUGGUCAAUAUGAAUGACUUUUACAUGGCAAUGCAGGAACGUUGUUUUUCUUUCUAAUCAACAGCUUGGUCCAUCCAGAGCCAGACUGCUGGGAGGCCUGGCUAGCAAGCUCUGGCUGCUGACUUAGGGAGUCUUGCGCUCGCUGGUGUCUGGGCUAUUAAUAGAGCUAGCCUGAGAAUCCAGACUAAGGUCAGCAAUCAGAUUCCUGCUUCCAACUAGUGGAAGGGAACAAGAAGGAAAUGUCCCUGCCUGAAAUUAUGCAUUUUUUACAUUUCUAUUCAUGUAUGUUAAGUUUCACUGAUGUUUGCAUGAUGAGGUAAUGGCACCCACUUCUAAAAGUGCCUACUGCUUUAUUUCCUGCUUUCUUUCGCCCGUAAGAUUCACUUUUUAAGUUCUUUACCCAUGGGAUGUGUCUACGUGUCUCAGCAACACCAUGACUCUUUUUCUAUGCACUGGAGCUAUGGUAGAUAAGAGGCUUCAUAAAUAGUGGACAUUUCAGAUAAGAAAAAAUGCUCUCUUUAUUUACUUCAACAUAUAUCAUAGCUAUAAGUACACAUAUAAAGACCUGAGAGGAUAUAAUGCAGAAAAAAAUUGCCAGAAGACAUGAUAUCAUCACAUAGUUUGUCUAGCAGAGCACACUCCUCCCUACUGUUUACUAUCUGCACUUGAUACACUGAGGCUGAGACACUCCAGAGUGUUUAUAAAACAGAUUUUGAUGGUUUACAAAUCAUUUUAACUGUGUGAUGAUAAAUAUGCAGAGAUAACAUCACAUGUUUAAACUAAAAAUUUGUCACCCUGAACAUUUUGAAGCUGCACAGUGACAUAUACACAUUAAACUGUAACACACCAAAUGUGCUGCUGAAACCUUUCUAUCAGAAGCAGCACAAACUUUUGAAGCACUUUGAGCUCCUUGGUGAUCCAGAACCCUGACCCUGAUUCUGCGGGCUUUCUUCUUCUUUGAAUUGGAGAUGCUCUGAUGCUCUGACCCUGUCAUCUAGCUAUCGCAGUUUGAUCCUUGUAACAUCAUAUCCUUCAACAUUUGAUCUGCUGUCUGUGCACUAUAUUGAAUUAAAUGUAAGGUUUAAACCAUUUGCAAACAAAGUUCUUAAUUUACAGUUUGCACAGCAUCUUACCUUUUUGGAAAUUUGAGUCGUUUAUAAAUGUUAAACAUAAAAAAUAGCCCUUUAAGUACUUUUUGCAUAGCUUUAAUGGGGCAAAAUUGGUGCAGAUUUAGUGCACUGGAUGAUGGACGAGGCCUAAAUCCAUUCAACCCUAAAUAUUCCCUGUAUCGGUCUCUAUAUAGUCAGUGAAUUUUUCCCUGCUAAGAUCGGUAUGAUGAUAGUCUUAUAAAAAUUGCACGUGACUGUAACAUUGGUGUUUAGGAAACCUUCCAUAUAUUUCCUCUGUAAACUAGCCGUGGCUCCAUUUAUGCUGCAGAUGUGGCUGACUGGAUUAUUGUUAUUAGCACAGCACAGCUGCUGGCUAGACGAUGGCAGCUUUGUCAGCAAUCUGUCCACUAACACAGAUAGAUAAAUAGACAAAUGAGGGUCAGGAAAUAUAAACACACAGUCUCUCUCUCUCUCUCUCUCUCUCUCUCUCUCUCUCUCUCUCUCUCUCUCUCUCACACACACACACACACACACACACACACACACACACACACACACACACACACACACACACACACACACACACAGUCAACACGCACGCACACACACACACACAAACAUCUGGAAUUAACAGCUUAACGUCAAGCUGCACGAGCGCAGCCAUCUCACACUAAUUUGAGCACAUAUCAACGCAUGACCUCUUAUUCAUCAGCCACAGAUGGUCAGAACAAGCCCAAAACAGCCCCCACCAGAUUAAUGUCAAUGACUGUCCACACAGUCUGGACAUAAUGACCCACACAGAUUACAAUCCACCAAAAAUCCACCCAGCUGACAGGUCAGAUGGUGCUCAAGAGCCAGUUUGACGACAAUUAACCUUUAACAUGAGUCUCAGUCUGAUGUAGCUGCUGUGUAGUUUUUUUGUAUGACUGUAUAUGAGACACAAAACUGUUGUCUUUGUUACUGACUGUUUGCUCUGGUGACUUAAAUCUGCUAUUUCUGGAUUUAUGGAGAUUAUACUCUGGACAUCUGGUGGAAUGACUUUUUGAGUGUGCCUCUGCAACAGAUGCAGCAACAAAGUGCUCUCUGAAGCGCCCAGGGCCUUUUGCUCAGUAAAGUUAACCCAUCGUUAAGGUUAUCAUAACCAUGCACAUCUUUUUAUAACUUAGCAGAGUAGAAUGAAAAGCAGGAAUGUGAACUGGAGGAUUUCCUUAUUUGCAAGCUGAGUUUUUUUUUUCUUUUGGAGUCAUGCUGCAAAAUGAUGAAAGUGAGCAAAAAAAAAAAGAAAUAUCUCUUUUGAAGAUUGUUGAGAUGCUAUUUGAAUUUUGAUCCCUGUGAUUUAAUCCACACUUUGCUCAGAGCCUUUCUCUCCUUCUUGCUAUCUUCUUGUCACUGUUGUUGAUUCCUCCGGACAUGCCCUUCACCCACAUCCUUCUCUCCUCAUUACUGUCAAGAUGUGCAGCGGUGGCUCAGUCCCAACUGCUCCUAGCAUUCAUGGAGACCCCAAAGGCUGUGAAGCAGUGCAGUUCAUCACUGGAUCAGCUUCAGGGUGUCUGACUACAGCUCCCUUGUAGAAGCUUCACAGCCUCAGUCGGGUAGGGAAUAUGUGCCUCCUGUAGAAGCUUUUUUGCCAUUUAACAUUGUCUUCAUGCCAGUUCUCUUUCGUGAGCCAGGUUAAAACUUUUUAUCUCAAAACUCUGCGGCCAGAAUUGGACUGUUUGAUUUUCUUGGCUCUCAAAUAAAAGUGGAACAUGAUUAAAAGAAAAAGAGAAAAUAAGAGGAAACUGCAGAGCUACAGAAUGAUUCAACCCAGCCUGUAUUAAAAUUUUAUCAAAUUUUCAAUGUUACCAUAAAAAGAAAUUUAUGUAACACAAAAAUCCUAAUCUCAAUAGUUAAUUACACACCCUCUUUGUUUGUCGUUUCACACUUUGGGGUCUCCAGUCUUUAUCACACUGAGUACUCGCUCUGCUUAACUGCUCACAAUAUCCUAAUAAUGGUGCAAUGACCCACUUUAAACCUCCUGUGAGGAGUUUAAACAAGUUAUGAAACAAUUUAACACCAACGCCCCCAUAUGACCCACAAAAAGAAACUAGAACAUCGAUAAUAGGUGACUUUAUCUGGAGAUUUAUUUAUAAUGCCUAUCAGCUGAUCUGAUCCUGACAGUGGUAAAGCAAGCAGAGAAAAAACAUUGACUAUUUUUUCAGUGAGUUAUACACCACUCAGAUAAAUCAAACAGCAGUGGAUUCAUCUUGAAGAUAAAGUUCAUGCACAAGACAGGAUUAGGGAGUGGAUAAGACAUGUCACUCUGUUCAUAAGACUCAUAAAAUCAAGUCAAAAGGAAAGUUUGACUCAGGAAGUUGUUCCUGUUAGGAUGAGGAUGACGUCAACAUGGUUUUCUGCCUUUUCUACUGAAGCACUGCCACGAGCGAGGGAGCCUGCCCUUGAUAUAGCAUUGCCAUCACAUUGGUGUAGUGCUGUAAUUCGGCUAAAAAAGACAAAUACACUUGGCAUUGUCCACUGAAAACUGAGUUCAUUAAACCACCUUCAGGAUCUGUCAAGGGCCAAAUAGAAAAAUAGGACUGAGGCUACCACCACAAAGUUGAAUAUGCAGGAAAACUGAUCCGCUCAUCAUAAGACAGCAUUUCAUCUCAACAAUACCUUUAUGCUUUAGUAUAGUAUAGUAGUAAGUUGGGUAUCAAAUGCUAACUUUGUCACAGAAACAUCAAAGCUGUCAAAACAAAAUCUAGCCGCUGCUCUGUUGAUAUGUUGAUAUGUGAGAGAGGAUCAGGCUCUGUUAGGCCUCCAUAAAUAUUAUCAAUCCCACUGAAUGUACCCAAACACUCUCUAACCAGGGCUGGACUUACCCAAACAAACCAGAGGUGAUCAUCCUCUUUGAGGUUUUUAAACUGGAAUGAUUCAGCUUAACUUGUGUUCCAGGUGUUUUUCACAUGUCUGGUGUAGUUGUAAGAUUAAGUUAAGAUAAACAACACCUAGAAAAUAUUGUUAAUGCUAGAUCCAGCCAUAAAGCGUAUGGUCAUAGUUUUAAAAAAUGUUCUCUUAAACAGUUGAACAAUAAUAAAAAAAAUUCAGACAAUUAUUCAGUCAUUUUAUAUCAAAAUGAUAAAACACUAAGAUUGUUUUUAGGUGUUUUAGAAGUUCUGUCUUCUCCGUAGUUUUUCCUGCUUUGAUAUAAGAGUUUUAUGAAUUAAGCCCCCCUCCCUUCGCCUCUCCUGCAGCAGCAGCAGGAGCAGCAGCCAGUCAUUCCUCAGGAUGCAGCGUGUGUGACUGUGCAGCAUCCCGUUAUUAAUGUCUGCCUGUAAGUCUCUGUAGCUCUGCUGGAGCUGGAGGUGCAGAAGGUUUGCCCUGCACAGACCUAAAGCAGCUCAUGGUUGUUCGCCAGCCUCCCGUGGGCCGUGUAUGUGUGUGUGUUUGUCUUGUUGGCCAUCUGCAGAAUGGUAAGUGUGUCAUCUGACUUGUGAUGAGAAGGGAGAUAAACUCGGCUAGAAAGCACAGGCUUUUUACCUCACCUGGUUUGUAAUGUGAAGAGGCAGCAAUGUUUUUAUCAGCCUGCCUUCUGUUUUGACAGUAAUACCAAUCGUCUGACUUAAUUUUAUCUUCUGUCGGUAACCCAACAGGAAAACUGUGCUUCUAAUAAUGUGCUAAUGACUGUCUGGACUCCUUCUGUCACCCAUGCAUGCGCCAGAUUGAUGUUACUUGGUGGCAGUGAUGCUAAGACCAAUGCAGAUUUGUUCUUUUUCAUUUGUAGGGUAUUGCUCCUGGCAGACAGAUGUUCCUAUAGUUUCCCCCAGCUGUACACUAUGUGCCACAGAAGAAUAGGUUUCAUGCUGGUUGGAUUAGUUAGCACAAUGUAUGUUUCACCUACAUGUGUUUAAGUCACUACUAGCAUCACAGAUAAAUCAGUUGAGGAGGUGUCCCAUAUGUGUGGGGGUACUCGUGCCCAAGUUUCCGAGCUCUUGAAUGUGUGUUAGGUUUUAUGUGGCUCCUGGUGUCGUUGGGCAUUAAGAUUAAAGAAGCAGAUUACAUCCGGGAGGAGGAAAACAGACGGAAAGAAGAGGAGGAAAGGGGGCAAUUAUGGAGCCACGACUGGUCAGGCACCACCCCAGAAGUCACCAAAGCCAUCUGUUGAGGGUACAAGUCAGUGAUCAAUGCAUAGCUCUUAAUCUGCUUAGAAAAUUGACAGGAAUUGUUUACUUUAUGGUUAUUUUAGGUUUCUGAUUAACCACGUAACUGAUGUAACUAAGAGACAAGGAAAUUAGCUUUAUUUGGCUCAUGAACCCCAGCCGCUACGUAAUUGUUCUAAAUUUAUAUCCAAACAGUCCCAAAAUCCCUUAACUCCAGUGUGCAAAGAUGUUUUGAACUGAAUAUUAUCCUAACAGCUUCAUAAUCCUAAACACACUGAGAUUCCUCUUUCAGUUUCUGUUGUAUCAAUCACAGACUUUUGUCAGUGAAUUAAUAUAAUAAUGAUACAAAUGAGUAAAACAGCUUUCAGUAAAGAGAUGACUUGGAAGGUCAGGAAAAAGAAGUCAAUACAGAUUAGUUCUUACACCUCAAAUAUCUGGACUUGAACCAUCAUAAUCAUCUUGAAUACAGGAAAAAGUAUUUUUUUAUUUAUCUCCUUAAUCGCCUUUAAACUUUCUUUUUAGGACUCCAAAUACCAAAAAUUACUCAUCUGUUAGUUCUGCAGAGUUUUGCUUUAUUUGGAGAGGAGUGUGACUCUUUCUGCACCUUUAUAUGAAAUCCAGCGUUUGCAAAGAUUUAACUUUGUUCUCACUUUCCAUAACACUUUAACUGUUCAGUGUGUGUGAGAAGAGCAAUUGUUAGAGGCUGUGCUGAUUGUGAACAUCUACAUAAAUCAUCUGUGCUCAGGCCUGUUGAGUUUUCUGGUGGUAUGUCCAUGUUACAUUGUGCUGUGUGCUCUAAAAUACUGAAGUGUUUUUCAACACUGGCUUUAUGGUUUGAUGCCUGAUUUUCAGCAAUAUGAUACCACAUCUUAUGUCAAUAUAUUACAGGAGAAUUUUUAGCAUCAGAGGCAAAAUCUGCAACACAGUGUAACCCUUCCUCCUCCUAUAUUUUUAGACUCGGUCCCAGGAUACAAUCUGAGUUUUUACAGAUGUCGGGGAUUUUUCUGUGAAAGGACGUUAUGAAAUGAAAAUAUGUUCAGUGCUAUGUGAUUUGCUGACCAGCACAGCUGGGAAUAAGCAAAUCCUGUGUCCCUUGAGGGCAGAAUAUAUUUUAUGAGAGUAUUGACCUGACAUAUGUUUGUCCAGUUGCCCUCAGAGAUGCACACCCCUAUAGCGUGCAAAUGUUCAAAUGUUCUUUUAACUUUUGUAGUCACUGUUGGAGCUUACAAUCUAGUCCAAGAUUACUGGUCCUUAAAUUUUUAAGAUUUACUUUAUAUCUUAUUCUAUAUAUUUGUGUUUCCCUCUCAUUCUUUUGCAUGUGUGUGUCAUUGCUGAUUAUUACGACAAGUUGACUUAAAAGAAAUUGGUAUACUAAAACAUCUGUGUGCUAUUAUGGUGAUUUUCCCCAAUUUAUACCAGUGCUAGAAGUAAUGCCAAUUGACAGGCCAUCAUUUUACAUGUUUGCCGUUGUAACAUGUAUGAAAUUAAUCCCUUACCAUCAGAUUUUAGUUCACUGAGCUGUCAUCACUGACUCACUGAACCACAAGCCCUUAAAUGCAUGAGGCCACAUAACACCAUCCCUUUUUCCCUCUAAAGCUUUGACCGUUAACUUAAUCAUGUCAAAUUAUUAUCUUAUGACCAGAAAAAACACCAUCAUCACUGUUUUUUAGUCAAAGGGCAGCAAGAUAAACCAACUAGUGACGAUGACAUCCAUUUCACUCAGCAAAAAAAAAAAAAUAGAGCAGUCAAACAACUGUAGAUAUGUUCAUUAUAUAACCCUGCUCUGUUAUAAAUGGUUUGAUGUCAGUGAAAAAAAAGACUGCAUCAGGUGGUAGUUCUAGUUGCAAUAAUAAAAAGCGCUUAUUAAGAUGAUGGGAAUCACUUUAUAGUGCAACAGCUGUUGGUUGCACAUUGCUCUCAGAUUACUGUAACAGCAGUCUGUCAGUAAAAGCACAUGUUUGCAUUUAAAGUCAUACAGCAAAACUGCAGGAGGCUCAGAUCAAAUUAGCCAGAAACGGGCUGAUAGUGUUAAUGCGGUUGUAAAACUGCAAUCAUUAAACUUUACAGAUUAUCUGCAGGGCAUGUGUUCUGCCUGUAGUGCAAACUUUUUUAUACAUCUCACACAUGAUGCAAUGAACCUCCAACAUCGCCUGCCCGGGGGUCUCCAGACUACUGGUUCUUUAACUACUGUUGCAAAAGUAAUGAGUCUGAGAAUAGUGUAGCUAUGUUGCAUUUGUUUUCAAGUCGACUGGUACCUUUGGCAAGACAGGAAACCAAAUCCAGACACUGAUGUAAUUUCUCUUAUUGAAUCUGUUUAAAUACAAUGUCAACACUGUUUCAGCAGAUCUGUGGCUCCGACUCCAGACUUCACCCUCUUCAGUAGCAUUGUGAUAAGGCCCAGCAGGAGCCAAAAAUCACACAAGGUGGUUUUGUGUUCUUGUAACGCGGUAUUUAGAUGGGCUGGAAUUCAGUGUUACUGAAGGGAGGCAACACAACAACCCACUGACUUCCUUUCAGCGGGGCAAGCAGAGGUCGCCACCCUGCAGAUGUUGGCUCUGCUCUCUUGUUUUGUCUGCCUUCGCCAUUUGACUCACAGGUGUGGGUUUCUCUCUCCGCUCUGUUUGGGUGAAACCACACCAAUCUUAAUAAAUAUUAAUAGAGCCUUUCUAGCCUGUAGCCAAGUCAUACACAUGCUUGAGUAUAAUGCCUGAGAAACCGUAGUGGAAGUGCAAUUUAAUGAGUUUUGGUGAAACACCACCCUUUGUUGCAGCUUCUGAAGUGUAAUUUCAGCAUUCUCUAUAUGCAUGUGUGUGAUUUAGAUAAGCUUUAAAUCUACUUGAUAUUUUUAACACUCCCUUCUUUAUAUAGCCGAGCUUUGUUAUAUUGUCCACGCUGCUGCUAAUGAAGCAGUUCAGACUUCUUAAACCAUCAGAAGAUUACAGUCAAACACACCAGAAGUAAGAGUAUAGUUAAUGUGGCAGUAAUUGUUUAAUUCUUGGUAUUUUCCCUCUGAUUCUUUGUACAUUUGUUCUGCGGAUCGCUUUAAAGGAAUGAGUAAAUUGGUCCAUUGUGGCAGAGAUGAAAGUCAGUGAUAUGAGACAGGUUUUAGGCCAGCUGGAAGUCACACUGUGUGAGUCAGUGGACAAGCUGGCCAGAUAAGCCACAGGUGAAUGUGAGUAAAUGCAUUUGCCACCCAUGAACAUGCUGUAGAUAGUCGCUGCUUUGCCCCUUAGAUAUCUGAGGGUUGUAAUAUACGGUGUGAUUAAAAUGAACAAAGGAAUUCCUUGAUUUUAAUCUGGAAAAGCCUCUCGCUUUCUUCAACUCGUCCAACGGAAACCUCCCCUUCCUCACCAGAUCCACAUGAGCCUUUGUUGCACCCUGCCACCUUUAAAAAGAGGAAAAAACAAAUUGAGUAAAGCUUUAGCCGCCUUCCAACAGGAAUUUCUCUGUGUCAGAUAAAGGGUCUUAAUUGAAUGGAGGAGGAAGCGUAGGAAGUGUAAGUUCAGCAUAUCUAGAGUCUCCUCGGUCUUUGCUAUUGUGGAACAAUAUUUAUGUUCCUGCAAAGGUGGUGGAUAUCUGCUUCACAGGGCGUCAGAGUCCACUGCAUGUUAUUCUUUGUACAGUUAAGAUGUUUCAAACAGCUCAGGAGAAAAUGUGUAUCAAAUUCCUAUUUUCUGCAUAUUUCCUGUCUGCAUCAAACUACACUGGUUUAUAUUCUCUCCUGGAUUUUCCUCUUAAGUGUCUGUGUGCACUAAAAGGCCCCGCUGAGGACAAAGUCACAUGACUGUGUGUGCUGCAGCUGAAUGUUUGUGGUCAGAGCAGGUUUGCACAGUAUAGUACAGUGUUACACAUGGGAAAAUAAGUCCAGGAUUUCAUUUGAAGACUAGAGAGGAGCUUUAUUCACUGCAUUUGAAGCUUCAGACCCAAGUAUUUGAAACUUAAAAAACUUUAAACCUGAAAAAACUCAUGAAGCUGAGUGAUUAACUCCAAAAGCAAGAAGGCCACAGAGGAAAAACACUGAGGGAUUGUGGAUGAUGAAAAUAAACUAGUAAGCUAUUCAUCCACCUUUCCUUUUCUUCUCUAAAGUGACACAUGAGUUAAAAAUGUUAUGUCAUUUAUUGCUUGUUGUGGUUGGCAGAGUAAUUAUGGUGAAUUUCCAUAAAGUGAUGGAUGAAAAUAUUGGCACCACUGGAAAUUUUCCAGAAAAUGCGCCUUAUGUUUGGGCAUUGUCCCUCUGAAAGACAGAUAUCAAAUCUCUUUUAAAAAUGGAAAAACUAAAGAAAGCAGUAUUGUUUACAACAGGGUAGCUCCUGCUUCUUGGUGGCUGGCGUUAUGGUGCGCACCUCACCUUACAAUGAAAUGUACAUAUUGUUUGCAUGCACCAUGACAGCUCAACAAAGUUCUGACAUGCAGACUGCAGAGGAGCUAGGGACAGACAUUAUAUAUUUUUUCUUUUUAGUAUUGUGGUCCAAACAUUUACCUGCCACAUGGCACAGACAUAGCUGUCUACCUGGAAAAUCCACCUGCAUUCAUCAUGUAGCGGCUGGAAAUUUCCAACCUCAUAUAAACUUUGCUUUUCUGCUACUAAAAGUCACAACAUCCGUAUGCUUUAUGUUUAGACGUGCAAGCCGCAUGAAAAACACUCUGCUUAGUCAUGUACAAUAAAGCCGAGUUGUUUCCAAUCAUGAGCAGCAGGUGGCACUGCCCCCCUCAGCUGUCUGCUCCCAUGAGAGGACAGUUCAAACCAUCAUCUUCUGCAGUGAGUUCAGAUUCAUUUUGAUAAAGUCACAACUAAAACAAAUGAACACGGUUCAAUUUGGCUUCCCUCUAACUUGUGAGUCUGACUCUGCUGUGCAUCUGGGGGAUCAUUUCAUCAUUGCUGGCCCUGAAUACCUCACAGAGUAAACCGGGAUUGUGAGAUAUUUUAAUUACCAGCUCUGUAUUGUCAUGUCUGACUCUUGUGUGUGUGGAGACCAACUUCUACAUUAACACAGAGACAUAAUUGAGUGAAAUUGUAUAUCUAAAGGCAUCAAUCCCUCAGGCACUGUCAGCCCUUUCAAACAGUCCAUGAUAAUCACCCCUGCGAUGAGGGCCAGCCACAGAGGAUUAAAGCAGACCUGAAGCCAUCCACCCAGACACCGCCAUUCCUCACAGGAAGUAAAGUCCCCCGGUUUGAUAGUCUGCGUCAUUCUGCCGUCAUGUGUCACAUUAAGAGGGGAUUUACUGAGAUUUGCCUACCGUGUGGUUUGAUAGACUGGCAUGUCUGUCGUCUCGAUACUAUUUGUGUUACUUAACUGCUUAUGGUAGUCAUUAUUGUUGUAUAAGUUGGCACACUUUCCCGUUGGAGCUAUUAAGAUUGGGAUCAUGUUGCGUUCAGUUCUUCCUCCCACAGGCAGAAAAUGAAUUCUCAGCUGAAUUCUCUGCCUCCGUUGGUCCUUUCCACCUCUUUCUCAUUUUAAACUAAAACACACUGAAGAUUAGAUACCGGCUCAGAAACAAGCUCAGCUUUUUAAACUAGACAUCUGUCUCUGUGGUUGAGACGGUGUCUGGCCAUAAAUGACUGCGACUGUCACAGUCUGAAAGUCAUGCUUGUAGAUAGCUUACAUUCAUCGAGUCCAUUCACUCCUAGACAAAGCAAAAAAACGUAAUCACAAAAUCCUAAUUCCUUCAGAGUGAGUGAGUAUUAUGAGACCUCUAAGGCACUGAGAUCCAUCGAGAUUAAGUAAAAGCUUUGUGCUGUGGCCCAAUUAAUUGUUCUUGUGUGUGUGUGAGAAAGAGAGAGAGGAUGGAGAAAGUGUGUGUUAGAUAAAAAGAUUAUUUGUAGCAUGUAGGCCACAAAUCACCUCUCCUCCCCGCCAUGAACACAGUCUCACAUAUGCACACACACACACACACAGACAAACACAGUCCUCUUGUGCAGCUCUGGCCCUGGUACCACCAGCUGGGAGGUCUGAGUUGGAUGUGACAGCCUUUGUAAAAGUUAUUUGCAUACUGUUGUUGUGCUUGUUUGAUGCAUUGAUUACAUCUUCUGAUCUGUUUUAGACACUCAAACACUUUUUUUAUGCAACAAUGUCGUAACUUCGGCUUUAAGAAUGAGACGGUGGAAGUUUACUGGCAGACAACAGGUCACACGUCACUGCGCUCCAUUCAGAGCAUCACCUCUUCUCCUGAAGUCGAGACACAGCUCUGCGGACAUUUGAGCUGCUCCCUAAUCUGCAUACCGGCAGCACACUGGCCACAACAAGAGCAGGGCGGAGCUAUUGAAAUGCACCACAUGUAGAGUGACCGAGAUCGAAGGUGUAUCUGUUAACAAAAUAAGACGCUUCCAGGCUGAGUUUUGGGGGGGGGCUGGAAAAAAGAAACCUGGAUGCCAUCUGAUUGGUGAGGCAGGGAAAAUAGGUGCUCUUACAUAAUGUGGGUUGCCCUGAAACCAAAGAAGUGACAGCCUCUCUCUGAGGAGCUUUCCAAGGCCCCUCUUACUGGUUUCUCUAAUCUCUGCCUCUGAUUUGAAAGGAAUACUGGUGGAUCUGAAGUGGGAUAAUAUGGCAGCUAAUUCAGAAACAAACAGUGAAGCAGAGGUAUGUGCUCAUUGCUUGCUGACCCUGCAAUUAACUGUAACUCUGUAUAUAAUUUUCUGUCAUUUUUCUAACUCUGUUGUUAGUGGCUGCAGGUUUUCUCCUUUGCAGACUCAUGAAUCAGGGUAUGGAUUAUCCUCACACACUACAAGACUGUUCACAUGGAUGCAUGUGACCGGGCUUUGUGCUGAAAUAUGAACUUAUGAUUUUCUGCGAAGCUGCUGAGAGGUCAUCCUGAUCGCUGUAGUGGAUGUUGUAGUGUUUCCCAGCUGCCAAGUUGUCUGACGUUAAAAUGCACACGUAUUGAUCAGGUGUGACAGCUUAAUGCACUGGAGUUGUAGCGUCUGAUGUUGCUGAUAGUCCACACUCGGGUCAGAGAUGCACAAACGGUUGCUGCUUUUAUCUUUAUUUAGCUUCCUGUGAGUUUUUUAAGCACAGAGAAACAGUAAUUGUGUUUUUCUGCUUGGAGUAGAGUCACGUGGGAAUCUGCAUCAGCUCUAUAGCUGUGGGAGUAUGUGUGUGUGUGGAGAGAGGAGACUAUUUCUGUCUUUCUCUUUCUCUCUCUUGCUCUCUGUACUGGGCCAGCAUCACACAGAGCCCCGCUCUAACCGUCCAAACAAACACAGCAUUCACACAGAGUGCACAUGGCUCACUUCACCACCUGCUACUGGCCUCACCACAAGGGGAAACCUCACUGGUAUUCAGCCUGUGCAUUCCACUAACAUUCACUAAAGAGGAAUAAACAUCGAGGGUUGUUUCUGUUAAUGCCUUUGAAGGCUUUCCUCUUAAGAUCAGUGUUUAUGGAUCCGCAGCAAACUCGCUGUCUGCUUCAUCCUCCUGUGCGCAGUUGACUUAGCUUCCCUUUCAACAAGAGCUGAACCUGCUGGAGAGAGAUUUCAGAUCGCCUUCUGCUCCCUCACAGAAAGUCAAUAGGAAUGUGGUGUAUAGUUUCUGUAUUAACCUCUGGCAGCUUCUUAUUGCAUUUUCCCAUGUCAUGCAAGGAGAAUUAGAAGUGGUCCUUCCCCUGAGAGCUGUGUUUCACACAAAAAAAAUCAUCAUCCAUCAGGAGUAUGGCAGCCAAACCUACCAGCACCAUCCAAGAGUAACAGAGCAGCGAAGUCAACCAUGCAACUUUUUCAUGCUGCAUCGGGUUUCAUGUCCUCCAAUUGUUGUCCAGGGAUUGAGUUGGCUCUCCAUACAGGCUUCAGUCCCUCCGUAAAUACGUACCACAUCCUCAGGAGGCUACUUCUCCUACAGUAGUUUUCUUGAUAGACUUGGAGGGGCUUUGUUUCUGUAGCUGUGCAGCAACCUGCUACUUACCCCUCAGACUUCUAAUUAAAUUUAAUGAAAAAUGAUUGGACGCCUGAGUCACAACUGUAUAUGCAAUAAACUGCUCUGAGGUCAAAUCGUUGUUGAAGCACCCACUUACCUUAGGUCACAUGACGACAAACAGGACAUACCAGGCCAGCAUGUCCUCCUGAGUGGAGAUCUGACUGUAGAUUGAAGUCUAGUAUGUGUGCAUUUAGGAACCAGCAACACACAAGAGGCACAGUUUUAUCAGGAUUGCAGGAAAUGCCAAAGAGUCAGCUUUUGAAAAACGGAGAUAUGUAUGUUGUCAUUAAGAGGAGCCUAAUGUCUCUGCCCUCAAAAUACUUCCGCUUUUCUAUGUUUGUCUGAUGGAGAAAAUGUGGAUCAGUGUCUUAUUUCUGUAGAGUAAUAUGUGUGUGUGUGUCUUCAGACUAGCUGUCCUGGUUUAAAUGGAGGUGUAUCCAUCAAAUAGCAGCUCUGAAGCCUUUGUGUUCCACCUUGUCCGAGACAUUAAGAGUCAUGCAUCUCUCCAGGGUCCUCAGUUACUUAGGCCACUUUGGACGUGGACCAGUCAUACUGUCGUCUCACCUGGUCUGAGGCUUAUACAUUCACUUACAACAGCACAGAUCAGGGUAAAGGUUUCCCGUAAUGAGUCAUGAUGAACUAAAACCCUGGAGAGGAGCUGAAAUGUCAGUGUGGCCAGUUAUGGAAAUCGUAAUUGGUUCAGGUCUCAGCUGUGACUCGCUCCAGAGGGAGACUCUGUGUGGUAUCUUAAUGAAAAUGUGUGAAAUUGAUGUCAAAGCCCAUUAGGUUUUACUCUGGUAAUAGAAGACUGUUUUCAUACCAUGAAAUGAAUGUUACGCUUUAUAUAUGAAAGGACAUUUUCAUGAACCUUAUACAAAGUCAAAUCAAGUUAUCAGAUUUUUGGACUUAUUUUGAAAGGAUUCAUCUAAGUGGAGCAGUAUGGCUAACCAGAGCCAGGUUGACAUGUGUAUUGAAGUCAAUGCAGUCAAUUAUGUCGUAUAAGUGUAUUGAUUUAUCUGAUUUAUAUGCAGGCGGUUACUAUUAGUUUCCUACUAGCUUUGGUCUUUAAGUAGUUCACUUAAGAUAAUAGAAGAUGAAUGCAGUUGUGAAGCCAAAUCAUUUCUUUCAUGCAGUGUUGAUUGAUUGAUUGUUUUUUUUACUACUUUAAGUGUUCUCAGUGGUCUUCAAACUGUGAUUAUUAAGUUUUUACCAAAAAUCAUGUUACCUGUGUCAUUUUCAAGGCCUUUUUUUCUGCAAAGCUACAGUAGAACAUUAGCGAUUCGUCUCUGAGUGGUGGGCGGAGACAGCGCUGCUCUGCACACUCCUCUUUAAGUUAGCUUGUAGCCUAACAUUGCCUGUGCAGCAGAAGUAGCAGGUAACAUAGGAGUUAUGAAAGCUAAUAUUACAAUAAGCUUUCUUACAAGCAUUGCAAUCCACUAACGCACACGCUGGUUCUUCUUCUUUAUUCCUCUUCUUUAUGCAGAGUGUGGCCUGCAUAGCGGGGCUCUGGGGGCGGAGCUUGGAUUAGUUAUGUAUAAAAUCUCACUUUUUCUGAACCUGCCGUUUUGGUCUGCCAGAGAUUCACAGAGAUUUUAAUGAAGAAAUACUCAGAAAAGCAAUUUCACAUUUAGUUUUUUCAUGAUAUGUCCUGUAGCAUCAGAAAAAUGCCAUAUGAACAUAUAAAAAACAAGAAAAACAUGAUUUUCAUCAGAUUGGUUUUUUUCUGCUCUGUCAGACUUAUACCUCGACUGCAGUGGAUGUGAGGAAAACUGGUACUCACCAAGUGAUGCAAAAGAGCAAAUCAGUGACAUUGAAUAACAGCACGAUACAGAAAAAGUCUGUGUAAGUAAAAGUAAAUCCUUUCCCCGAACUUAAUAAAACAUGUUAAAGACAGUGUAACCAGAUACUUUGUGUGGCUUAAAGCAGAAUCUCAGCUCAAAGAUAGAUUCAAGCUCCAGGAAUGAAGUAAAGAGGACUUAAUGAAACCUUCUAGGAGAGCAGACACGUAAUGAAGAAGGAGAAAUGUUAAUCCUGUGAGUGAGUGGUCUAUAAUCCCAGACGUCUAUCAUUAGGGGGUGUUUGUCAUGAAGAGCCAGAGGUCGGGUUACAACUUGCUGCUUAUUAAUAAGGUCAUUUUUAUGCCUCAUGAGGUGUUUGUUUAUGAAUAUCUCAUUAUUUUUUUAUUAGCUCAAUUAGCGUACUCAUUAGCAUAGCUAAUGACUUUUAGAGCAUCAUUUAUGAUCAUUAAGCAACUCAGCUCAUCGUGUUUUAUGAUGUGUACAGAGGAUCCUCCCAUAAUUCUGCUUUUAAGACAUGUCUAACUGAUGAUCCAUGAAUGUUAGAGUGAGGUGUGUUUGGUUGACUUUGUUGUGUUAACAGAGUAGAUUCAGCAUCACAGUGUGGGUUGGUUGGUUUGUAGCCUGUGAUCUGUGACGCGUGGCUUGUCAAUGCUACUGAUCAGUUUCCCGGGGCAUUUGGCGGCUCGAUGGGGGUGAAGGGUACUGUGUCCUCUGGGAUGGAGGUGUAUAAAUACUGGAACCACUGGUUUCUGCGUCUUACUGUGUGCUGCAGUGGGCAUGAGGAGCAGUAUACGCAAAGGCAAGAGGAAGAGGCUCCACACGCUGAUAAAAGGUACCACAGGUGAGGCGCUGCAGAAGAGGAAGUAAGGCUGUGUUUAGACCGCAGGUGGGGGGAGUGAGGGGUGUUGUAGUGCAAGUUUUAUGAACUGUAUUUCCAAAGGGAGGAAUGUCUUUGAGAUUUAAUUUGGUCUCUGUAAAAGCUACUGCAUUAAUGAGGUCUUGAGGGUCUAUGUUUGAUGGGGUUGAUGUUUCAAAACAGAAAUCAUGAAAAGAUAUAUUUGUCCAUGUUUCUGCUCCAAAAUGGUCACAGUUUCGCAGCAGACCAUCUCUUUUAGGUCACUGGAUCCACCAUGUUGGACAUUGAUCUCUGUGGUCAUGGUGUGUGGCAAAGUAAAGCGGGUCAGUGAUUUCCUAAACUGAAACAAUCAAUUUCUUCCUUGCCCUAAAGCUCUAAAUCUCGGGAUAAUUAAAACUACAGGGCCAGGAUGGAGGACAAAAACCAAAGAGGAUGAAAAGCUUUGUUACAAAAAAGAUAACAUUUUCAUCCUUUUAAUUACUUGAAAAAUAAGCAAGAAAAUAUAAAUCAUAGACUUGAUAUUUGGUGGUCUUCAACAACAUAGGUAAUCAAACUAAUCCAGGGUUUCUCUUGGUUUGAGUAAAAUCUUCAUGCAAAAUCAUGUGUAACUUUAAUAUUAAAAUUAGUAUCCGGUUGUUGAAGACUCUCUACAUUAUGUAACUGCAGCUGGUGCAGAUAAUCUUACCUGCUGGCACCGAUACUUGUGCAUUUUUAAUAGUGCCCGAAACACUGAAUAAGUCAACAUCAGAGAGGCUGAUGAAGUUUGGCAGUGCUUCAGUGGCAAGACGCCAGAUUAUACUGAUGCUCAACAACGACAUGGAGACGUCCACUCUCUGAACAUCAUGAUACAUCCCUAGAUCAUCUCUCAAACAGCUGUCUAACCUGCUCUGCAGUCAUACCAUUUGCUCUGCUAAAUGGUAUGUACUUGUUUCAUAUCUCCUUGCUUUAACCUUUUUUAAAAUUUGAUUUUUUAUUCUUUUUUUUUUCUGGUCUUCAUUGUCUUUUCUAAAUAUUCUCACUCCUUGUGUCCUGCUCCUAACUCCUCAACAACACACACCUGAUCAUUUUACGGCCGACUCUCUCCUCUUUCCUUUUUUGUGCUUCCCUUCUUCUCUUUGCUCACAUGCCUGCCUCCUUCUGGUUGGAGAUUGCAAAGUGCACUUUAGCUCCAAUAGCGAUGGCAGAUAGUGACCACGAGGCUCACUCUUCCUCAGACGAACAUCACUCUCGCCCUGCCUCUGCCAAUCACGGCAGGGAACAUGAUCCUGAACAGGUAUCGGGGAUAAAAACAUCUGGACUCCCCUUUAAACAACGAUUUUAGUCUCUUUCUUUAAGUUGAUAUCUUAAAUUUUAAGUCACUUCACAAAUUUGGAGAGGGACAGACCGACAGCUGAAUUUAAUCAGCCUGUUGCUUCCUGUGGGCCACUGCAUUAUUUAUCUGUGCUCAGCUGACAGGGAGACUAUAGCCUGUGGUAAUGUCAGCUGUGUAUCCUCUUACAGGACAAGCUACAGUAACUUGAACUUUAUGACAGCUUGGCAUAUAAAAGCUAAAAAAUGAAUUGUGGACCACAUAUCAAAUGCCUCAGAUAUUCAUUUUCCUACAGUAAGAACCAUUAGAUUUUGUGCUCAAACAUUGCAGCUAAUUAAAAAAAAUGUUCAUAGUUUUUACAGCUCAAAGAUCUAUCUACUCUCAGCAUAGGAAAUCAUUAUUAUUAGGGCCCGACCGAUAUGGAUUUUUUGGCACCGAUGCCGAUUAUUGGGGGGGGGGGAUUACCAAUUAAUCGGACGAUUUUAAAAAAAGAAAUGAUGACGUUACAAAAAAAUAACCUUGGUGCCUCCGCGUCUUAACUCACGUUACUCAUUUCCAGUCCGGUCUCAUCUAGAGACAUGCAGCUGCCUCAGUAAGAGAAGUAGCUCAUGUACUGUUGUUUAUUCUACCGUUACUGGCACGGCUAACAGUGUAGCAAGGCUAAUAGCAGGUUGCUAACUCUAACUUUAGCUAGCAUAUUACAUGGUGCUUCACAGUUUACUCAGCGUGACUGAGACCAGCACACCGGGGAACAUCGUGAAGUGGGUUGAACUGAAACUUGUUGACUUAUUGUGUAUUUCACAAACUGGUUUAUUUACCGUUGAGGCGGACCACUCCCCUCCGUGUUUCAGAUCCGUCACUCUGCUGUGCUGUGACGUAGUUAGUGGAUGAAGAUUGUCAUGAUGUCGCUGUGCCAUCUACAGGAUAAGUCGGGGAACUUUUCAAAUGGCGGAACAUUUUCGAAGUGAAACCAAAUCUUAUACUCCAUAUUUUAUUUCUGAAAAUAUCGGUGAGUUUUUGCCGAAUACCGAUUAGUCUCAAACGGGACAAAAUUGGCUGUUUUAAUCGUCUGGCCGAUAAAUCGGUUGGGCCCUAAUUAUUAUUAUUAUUAUUAUUAUUAUUAUUAUUAGUAGUAGUAGUAGUAGUAGUAUUAGUAUGAUACACUUCUGCCCUCUGGGUCUCCACCCCUCCCUCUCAUUGUUGACACUUGAUCUCUCCCCAAACUGCCCCUGCCUCCAUCCGUUUUUUUAUGCCUCAUCCAUUCCCAUCUACCGUGGCGUCUCUCUAGCACUCGAGCCAUUCAGACGACUCAGAGGUGGAAAACAUAAUGCAUGACCCUCACCACCAAGGAGGGCAUGGCCACCACCACCACCAUCACCACCACCAUGACCACAAGCACCAACACCAACACGGCCUUGAGCUUCAUGAAACUGAGAGAGAGGCCGAGGGCCCAGACCGCCCCCACACCCCGUCCUAUUUGCGCCCUCCUGUAGCGGGUGCGCAGUCGGAUUCAGUUUCUGAGCCCAGUUUACCGAGUGUGGAGUUUGACUUGUCCUCUGUCAGUCCCACCAGACCCAAGAGUCCAUGGGGUCGAUUCGACCCGUACAACAAUAAUGAGGUAACUCAAAAGGAGAAAGAUGUGAAGGGUGCGGUCCUGCUCCACCAGGGUUUUGUUUUUUCUAUGUUUUAUUUUUGAUUUGGUUUUCUCCAGGUUGAUAUGAUUUACCAAGAAAAGGUUGAUGUGUGCUUAUUUUCUCUUCGCUGAAGAGGCUUGAUUGAGAGGCUGCUGUUUGCUUUUGGUUGAACUGUUUACUUGUGGAAACAGGCAAAUGUAAAUAUUAAAAAUGUCUUCUUGCCUAAUGUAUCUUCAUCUUUGUGUUGACUUUUAAGGACCAGGAUAAAGAAUACGUUGGUUUUGCAACACUGCCCAACCAGGUGCAUCGCAAAUCUGUCAAGAAGGGAUUUGACUUCACGCUCAUGGUAGCAGGUAAAUACUCAAUUUCACUUUGGCGAAAUUCGAUCCUAAGCUCGCUUUAUCUCAAAGUCUUAAACCUGGCUCUUUGUUGUUGUUGUUGCUCUUUGUUUGAAGGGGAGUCUGGCCUGGGAAAGUCCACUUUGGUCAACAGUCUCUUUCUCACAGAUCUUUACAAAGAUAGGAAGCUGCUCAAUGCUGAAGGUAGGUUUUUUCUUCUUUGUAUAUAUAUGUAUACAUUAUAUCCCAGCUGUUAUUAAAGAUGGACGUCUGUUUUUGUUCUUCCUGUAGAGCGCAUCACACAAACGGUAGAAAUCACCAAACACACAGUGGACAUAGAGGAGAAAGGGGUCAAACUGAAGCUCACUAUCGUGGACACCCCUGGGUUUGGAGAUGCUGUAAACAACACUGAAUGGUAAUGACGAGGCUGCAUAUCUGUUAUCUUUUAUGAAUGAAAGAACCUGAACUCAAUCAAACUGUUCACAGAGUUCUGCUCGAUAUUCUUAUUUUAGCUCUGUUAUGUUUAAAAAGUCAUGUGCAGUAGUUCCAGAGUGCUUUGCCUCAGAGACUGAAUGUCCCAGUGUGUUUCCGCUCCAGCUGGAAGUCAGUGGCUGACUACAUCGACCAGCAGUUUGAGCAGUACUUCAGGGACGAGAGUGGCCUCAACCGCAAGAACAUUCAGGACAACCGCGUCCACUGCUGCCUCUAUUUCAUCUCACCAUUCGGUCACGGGUACGACACAUCUGCAGUUUCCUUCUCUUUCUAUUCCACCACCUGGACUCCUUUUUCUGCUGUAGUAUUAAAAGUCUCCUCUGGUAUUUGCAUCAGAUCAGUCAUUGCCUAGCUUUAUCUUUGGACUCAUGCACAACCGCCCAAGUAAUUGACAUUUACUGUGAAUAUCUAAAGAACCAGUGCAUACUUGUGGUGCAGUCAGCCCUGUAAAUUGUUAAUGCAGUUGGCUCCUAAUGAGAGUUAAAGCAGUCCUCACUUGCCUUUAGGUGAAUUUAUUUCUGCUGCAGAGCUUUCUCUCUGAUCAAUUCCUUGAGCUGGGUGCUGAGGUUGUGCUUUUCGCUGCAAUGGUGCACAUGCACUGUUCCACAUCACCGUGCUCAUUACAGAACAUUUAAAGCCACUCAACUAAUGCUGCAGUGCAUUAAAAGUCAUCAUGAUGGAGAAACUGCUCCCCCUGUUGAUGAGCUCUAUCCAUUACUCCACAUCAGGAGGUCACUUAGAGAGCAGAUGGAGCAGAGAGACACCACCACAUUAUAUUGACAUUGAUUAUAAUAAGCAUAUUAAUAGAUAGAAAACACUCUCAUUCUUCAUCUUUAAUUCCUGUCAUUUAUAGAGAGAGAGAGAUAUUGUUUAUUUGAUCAAAUAUACAUACAGUACAAUUUUAGACAAGAAAUUCACCUAUUUGGGAGAUCAGAAAGGAGGAGGUAGAAACUGUUUAGCUUAUUAUUGUACCUACCCUCAUUCCUUCCUAUUUAUUGACCUUUUACAUAUCUCUAGAAUUUCAGGAUUUCUUAAGUCGCCAAAAAAUAACCAAAGCUCCAAAGUCUAACAUGAAUAAGUAACAAAUCAUUAACACUGAGACAAAGACCUUAUAUACACCCAUACCUAUAUACACGUGUAUACACACAAAUAUGAACGUUAUAUACUAUAUACCUAUGAAACUUCACAUCUCUCAUUUGUACCAUACCCAUAUACAUAUAAUAAGUGUGACAAAAGGAAAAUUACUUAUAUAAGUAUUUUCCGAUCAUACUCUGCUUUAAUUUACAUAAACUGUGCUAUUGUUUUGCUUUGUUUAAUUUCAUCGGGCAAUCUGUUCCAUAGCUUCACCCCCAUAACAGAAGACAUGUUGAGUCACAAAUCAUUUUUAUGAAAAUCAGUUCCUUCAUUAAAGUUAUCACGUUAAUGGACAAAAGUUUCUUAAUUCACAUCAUGUUAAAACACUCGAGGCAUUACCUCAAAGGUAUCGUGUGUCGUGUUUACUUCAUGUGUCUGUUUUGUGCUUUUCCAGCCUCCGGCCUUUGGAUGUGGAGUUCAUGAAAGCUCUGCACGAGAAGGUUAACAUCGUCCCCAUCUUGGCCAAAGCAGACACACUCACCCCCACUGAGGUCAAGAAAAAGAAAAUCAAGGCAAGCCAACCUAAGACAGCAGAUUCAUACCUCAUCCUGUAAUGAAUCUUGAUUACAAACUAGAUUCACAAAACUGUUUCUUGUUAAGCAUUUUAUUCUACUCCAUGAUUGACUAAGUAGCCCUUAACCAAAUAAAAAUACGUGUUUUGAUUCAUUAGUGUUAUUUUUUUAUAGAUCCGAGAAGAGAUCGAGCAGUAUGGUAUCAAGAUUUACCAGUUCCCUGACUGUGACUCUGAUGAAGAUGAGGAGUUCAAGCAGCAAGACACUGAGCUCAAGGUAAAAGACAGACCCACGAUGUGCCUCUCUGUGUUUUCUUUUCUACAAUUAAUCAGAUUAACCUCUGUCAGUGCCAAAAACUCCAUGUUUCAAUAAAGAAAGGGUUUUAAUUCAAUCCUGUGUACACAAAUCAUUGGAUUUUAAUUUUGUGCUCUCCAAACAAAACAAGCCAGAGAGUAUCUGGCUAAUAGGAGAGGUGAUGCUGAACUGAAUGUACAGAUGGUUUAAUGUAAGACCUUGGCACUGAGUCCACUACUGACUACACAGCUCUGAUGACUCAAGCAUUCUUUGCUUUCUGGCGAUGAGGGUGCAGUCAGUGUGCCAGGAUAUUUUUCUGUCUCAGUCCUUGGCUCACCUCUAUAGAGCAGAGAGAAGCGGGAAAUAAAAGAUUGAGGAGUUUAAAUAAUGAAUAGGAAGGAUUAAAACGUGGUUUCACAUGAAGUCUGCAAAGCAUCUUUAUUUUGUCCUUGCCUUUUUGCUUAAUUUAUUUACAUUUUUACAAAUUUUGUGCUCUCCAAACAAGGAAAGCAUUCCUUUUGCAGUAAUCGGCAGCAACACGGUGGUCGAGGCCAAAGGGAAGAGGGUGCGAGGGCGACUGUACCCCUGGGGCAUCGUGGAGGGUAAGCUUUACUUCCAUCCUUCACAUGUUAAAGUGAUUUGUUGAACAGAAAGUGAAAAAAAACUUCAUAAAGAUCAUUUGUAGUAUCCUGAACCUUUAGUAAUGCUUCCAUAGAAAACUAAUCCACUUGAUAUUUGCAGUGGAGAACUCGGCACACUGUGAUUUCGUGAAGCUGAGGAACAUGCUCGUUCGCACACAUAUGCAAGACCUGAAAGACGUGACGAGGGAGACUCACUACGAGAACUACAGAGCCCAGUGCAUCCAGAGCAUGACGCGCAUGGUCGUGAAGGAACGCAACCGCAAGUACGCUCACUCUGAAGCAAAAGACACACAAAUACUGUACAAAUGUCAUUUUAGAGUAAGAGGGGAGUUAUUAAAUCGAAUUACUUAUUACAGUUAAGUUUCGAAGAGUUUAGAUGCUGAGGGUAGAAAUAUUGCGAUGUAGAGGCCACUUAAUACUUAUGAAAGUUGUUGAAGUCUAUCUCCACUACUUUGAGGCUUUUCUUAAAAUGUUGAACUUGUAUCUCUCUUCAGUAAACUAACCAGGGAGAGCGGCACAGACUUCCCCAUCCCCAUGGUGCCUGGGGUGGGGGACAACGAGACAGAAAAGCUUAUUCGAGAGAAAGACGAAGAGGUACGGCACGCCGACCACGACCCGGACUCACAUCAUGACGAUGAUCAUGAGCAUCAUGAGUCUGACCAUAAUUGUGACCAUGAGCACUUAGAUCAUCAGCCCAGUCCAGAAACACACUCAGACCACAUGGCUGAUGAAGCCCUCUGAACGUCUUCAGUUCAUUUUCAUCCAUCAUUAACCAUCCAUUUUGGGAGCAUGCUCACGUCAUGUUUUCCGAGGCUAACAAUGAGCAGCCUCUCAAAACAUGAAUCCAUGUAAAAUAUAAAUCCAAACCCCCUCUUUCCCGAGCAUGCAAGUCCUUUGACCUUUGAACUCUGGAUAGAAAAAGAGCAUGCCACACAAAUCCACUUUUAAAGAUGUAGCACUGCUGUUCCCCGAGAGCUGUUUAACUUCUACGAGUUAAACUAGAAUUUAUUUAAAGGAAAAAUCUGUUCUUUUCCAAUAAUAUAUGGUUUUUCCAAAAAAUAUAUAAACUUAGUCCAUGUGGAAGCUUUGCAGAAAGCUAAAUAAAGAUUAACUGUGCCAAUAAAAUACAGCCAAUGAUGAAUCUGUUAGCGGUGGAUUUACAUAUCCCAAAGUUCCCUCCCUUCCCCCAUCAAAUCUAUUUAUUUGACCAAAUAAAGAUUUCAUUUCUCCGUUCUUGUUUUGUUUUUUUUUGUUUUGCAAACAUCAAACGUGUCAGUAAAGCUGCGUCUAUUGCGUGAUAUGUCAGACAGAAGGUUUUUCUCACUUUUGGUUAAUGUAUUAAUUAUUUCUUUAAAAAUGCAACACUGAAGCUCAGAUGGGAGAAUUUGAGAAUAUUUAAGAGUCUGAACUACUUGGUUAGAAACGACAUAUAAGGUCACUGUGGAAAACUGUGGUCAAUAUUGUUCAUACUGUGUGAGAAAAUGAAACAUGAUUAUCAGUUUCAGUCAAUAAUUCCAACUGUGACACUGUCUCACUCUGUUCAGUAAGUUGUGGCAUCCGAGUAUUAUUGGCUGCGGUAUUUCACUUGAAGCUGUCAAAGCUAAGGCACAACACAACUGAACCAUUUUCGCUGAUUUUAGCAAAUCAGGUCAAGCACAAAAAAGUUUCUUAUCCUCACAUAAGAUGUGGUUGUAUUCAAAACUCUACUGUGUCGCUGAUAAAGUAGGUGACCUGCACUCGUUCAGCUCAGGUCACAUGAUUCAGAGAAAGCACGCUGAUCUCCCGAGUGUGAUCGAUUCGUGGCAUGUGCAGUCAUGUGUAAAUAAUCGGCUUGUAUAAAAGGGGUAAACUGCAGUGCCAUUCUGACUCUCCUCUCCUCCUUUUUCCCCACAGUUGAGGCGGAUGCAGGAGAUGCUACAGAGGAUCCAGGAUCAAAUGCACACUCAGAAGGAGGCCUAUUAACACAGGACACAAGUUACACUUUUCUGCAACUGGGAUUAAAAAGAAAAAAAAAACACACCCAGAAACCUUUAUUCCUCUGUAGAACAUUGACAUCCUGUGUGUCCACUCAGCCACCCACACCAUAUGGAUCAGGGACUUGUAAGGAGGCAGUAAGAUGUUGUGACACUUGCAGCGUAAAGACUCCCUUUACUCUCUUCAGGGUCUCUGACAUUACGAUCCCACUGCUGCAAAACACUCCACCCUUCUUCACUCCUCUGUUUUUCUUUUCUGUCUGAUGUUUAAAAAAAAAAAAAAACAGGAUACGGUGCUUUAGUUGGAGGGAUUUUAAGUGCUUGUAAUAGUGAGAGUGAUGUUUCAUUUAUCUGAACUUAAUCAUGCCACAUGAUCACAGGGUUUUUUAUUUCUAAUUUUAUUUUAUAAAAGGUCUGAUUAUGUGGAUUUUCAUAUGGUGACCUGCUCAGAUUUUGUUAAGCACACUUUUUUGGUGCAAGUUUUUACUUUACUAUCUUAUAGGAUCAUCAUGCAUAUAUGUUGUUAUAAUUUAAUUUUCUAUCAAACACUCAUAAGCAUUUGUUCUACUGUAUGGAUGAUUGUGCUAUCAUUGUUCCUUAGGUGAGGUUUCUCUUGUUAUAACGGGCUUUCGAUUAGGUUUUCGACAUGUUGCCACCUCUGCUGCCUGUCAGCACCAUGGUCAGGAUGUACGUUUAUGGUUCUGCUCACUUUUGGCCAGUCUUAACUCACUGCAUUGCUUACUGAACACCAUAUCAUACUCAGUUUAAAUUAAUCUUUUUACAUGACAGAGUCUUUUAUUUUUAUUUUUUUGUCCAUCAAGAACCACCACUUGUGUUUGUCAUUAGAGAAGAUUACGACUUUGAUCAGACGAAACCCUUUAACUGUGCAUGAAUCGAGCAUCCAGGGGGAGGGCUGCAUCAGAGGCCAUGUAGUGUAUUUAUUUUUGUAUGUGUUUUGUGAAGGUUACUCAGAUUGCAGAUCAAUAAUAUGACCAGUUGUUUUCGAGCAUUGAAAAUAUGUAGCUAUAUAAUUGUUUGGAAUAUAUAAAGAGAAAAGAUGGAUUCUUUUAUUUUAAUGUUUUUAUUCGGUCAUUACUUUCUUGAGGGAACUCAUAAGUUCGAUAUGUGUUUCAUUUGAUGUUCCCCAUUAUUACCAAAGGCAACAACUGUCUUAUAUUUUUGAUUUCCUUUUCAAUGACUUUCAGUUAAAAACUUAAAAGCAAAAGUACUGAUCAAAGUACUGAGUGAACUUGAGUCUGUAAUUGUUAAUUUGAAGCUCUGAGUUUUCUUUAAAAAUGAAAUGACUGUCAUCUUGAGUGACCUUUAUGUAAAAAGAGAAAUACAUUCCCUUCUGAAUUCAUCUUUCUAAAUCAACUUUGUCCUUUGUUAUUCUAUUUUUUGAAGUAUAUUUAUGCAAAAAAAAUAUUAAAUGAAAUGCAGAUGGAGAGGUCAUUGAGUACAAAUUCUAACAUUGUAGUAAAAUGUGGAAAAGUUUCAUUUCUCCAUCAGAAACUGAGUCGGGCUCUAUGUUCUGAAAAGCAGGCUGAAAUUACUUCAGUUCUGAAUUAAGGGCAGUUUCUUUCCUAAUUUAUCGCAAUAAACAACUGCUGUAAAA